AUGGCAAGGCCUCUGUUAGCCAUGCAAGACCAUUCAUUUCUAUCAAAUAUCCCAGUCUCCAAUUUCAUUGCUUUUAUAGCAGUGCUCGGUGUCUUUUCUCUUGUAACUUUCCUAUGUGCUUCUCAUCACAAAGCAAGAAAAUCACAUGGACAAGGAGACGAGGAGAGUGUAAUUUCACAUUCAACUGAGAAAAGGCUUCUUUCGAAGAUAAAUAGUGAUAUUAGGGAAAGGGCUCAUUCGAUGGUGAAGAUGAUUUCUUGGAGGAAGCUGGAGCAAGAUGAGGAUUGUGAUGAUGGAAGUGAAGAGAUUUGGAGGAGGUCAAUCGCCAUGGGAGAAAGGUGCAGGCCACUGGAUUUCUCAGGCAAAAUUAUGUAUGAUUGUGAAGGAAAUCUUUUGCCUGAUCAUUCAACUCAAAGAGACGAGUAA
Molecule: messenger RNA, 426 nt
Organism: Populus euphratica (Euphrates poplar)
Lineage: Eukaryota; Viridiplantae; Streptophyta; Magnoliopsida; Malpighiales; Salicaceae
Exons: 1
Coding region: 1-426 (141 amino acids)
Source: RefSeq, a predicted model, not a curated record